AUGGACAUCCCGCCGCAAGUCGUCUUAACCAACCACGGCGACAACGAAAAAUCUCCUCUCUCCAUUUGCAACGCCUACGCUCAGCUGGGUGCGCGGGGCGUCCCCAUCCUCUAUGCUUCUGGCGACGGCGGUGUCUCCGGCAACAAGGCAUCCGACAAUCGCACGGAAUUUGUGCCUGUCUUCCCUGCGAGCUGUCCCUAUGUGACCACCCCCGCCUACCAGUCUGCCGCCGUCGCGUCGUACCUCAGCGCGCUCGGGUCGAACUCGAGCGGGCUCCUCAACGCGACCGGCCGCGCGUACCCGGACGUGUCGGCGUACGGCACGCAGUACGACAUCGAGUCCGGCGCGGCGGCGCUCGCCGUGAGCGGGAUGAGCUGCUCGACGCCGACGUUUGCUGCGGUCGCUGUGCUGCUGAAUGAAAGUGUCCAGCGCGGGCAAGAGCGUACUCCACGGGAACAACCCGCGUGCAACGGGGGUACGCCUGGGUUUCACGCCACGCAGGGAUGGAUUCCUGUUACGGGGCUCGGCACGCCGAACUUCACCCUACUCGCAUCUGCCGCGAGCCUCUGA
Rhodofomes roseus is the source of this 570-nucleotide messenger RNA. RefSeq names its product peptidase S8/S53 domain-containing protein. The transcript has 6 exons. NCBI's taxonomy places the organism in Eukaryota, Fungi, Basidiomycota, Agaricomycetes, Polyporales, Fomitopsidaceae. Gene Ontology annotation, biological process: proteolysis. The coding region runs from base 1 to 570 and encodes 189 amino acids. The record is from RefSeq and is a predicted model, not a curated record. Gene Ontology annotation, molecular function: serine-type endopeptidase activity; tripeptidyl-peptidase activity.